Moneuplotes crassus is the source of this 1839-nucleotide messenger RNA. NCBI's taxonomy places the organism in Eukaryota, Ciliophora, Spirotrichea, Euplotida, Euplotidae. The record is from the annotation of a GenBank genome assembly.
GCUGGAAGAUGGGAAACUUGAAUAAUUUUAAUCAGGUUUGUUAGAAAUGUUAGCAGAUGUGUGUGAUAAAGAGGAAAGUAGCAGGAGAUUGAAGGAUUUCUUGACGAAGAAUGAAGCUGAGGUCCAGAAGUCGACUGAUUUAGACGAUUUGAUGAAGCAGCAAGUGGAGCUUAUCAAGAUUCAUAAAUAAAGUACAAGAGUCGUUGUUUAAAAUUGAGAAUAAGUUAACAGAGGUUGAUCCAAGCAUGGUGAAGGAGAAUCAGUCUUCUCAGGUUUCCUUUGUGAAGCCCCCUGACUUCAAGAAAACUUUACAGAAGAGAAAACCCAUUCUAUAUGAAAAAUUCUGUAGUCAAGCUACUUAUAGUCCCUUUGAAGACACAUCUUCAAAGGAAAAUAUUCAUAAGAAGAAUUUCAAUUUCACAAGUCCAAAGGAAUCUCUAAAGACUUUGAAGCCUCCAAAAUCAAGCAUGAAAUAUCUUCCAAGCAAAGCAAACUCCAGCUCAACAUCUCAUAAAAGAAGCUUCACUAUUAAUUUGAUGGACAGUAAAUCUAACAACUAUAUUCCCGACUCUUCAAAUAAUAACAACGAGUUGCCUCAGGAGGAGAUUCUUCAGGCAUCUUUACAAGCUAGUUCUAAAAGAAUCUCGAUCACCCAUCUAAAGAAGCUCCCUGAGCUUGUGAGAAUAUCUAAGCAAUAUGAAAGAAUCAUUAGAGUUUAUAGUAGAGUAUUGAGCAUCUUCAGGGAUGUUCAUGACCACAAGCAGUAUGCUUCUCUUAGUUCAAGCGCCAAUGUUCAGAAGUAUCUCUCUAAAAACCCAACAAGACAGCUUGCUGAGGUCAUAAGCAUCACGAAAAGGUUGAAAAGAGACGCAGUGAGGGUCAAAUUUUUGAAGCAGAUCUUUCUGAAGUACAUGCUCCCAAACUCGAUCGAUUCGAAGUGGCCAGGAGAGAUAAAAGCAAUUUAUCACUAUUUAUCUAAUUUGAUGAGAUAUUUAUCCCAUCUUGACUCUGAAGCUGAGAAAAUAAAGUAUUCCUCAGUGAACGAUUCGAAGAAAAGAGCUAUGAAGAAUUCGAAAACAGAAUUUCUUCUGAAAUGGCCAAACUCAGUUAAGAAUUGUGGGUAAAAAGAUGUACAAAAAUGUUUUGUUUCCCACACAAUAUACAAAGAAGGUUGCAAAACAGAAAUUUAAAAGAGUGCAUCAAAAAUAGCUCUCCAAAACUCUUCUCUAAGACAAUGAAGACAGUUGAGAAUGGCAUAGUAACCUCUCAGAAUCUCAAGUUAGCUAUAAAAGAUCUCCAAAGAAGUGGCAAUGCAUUUAUGAUAACAAAAUCUGUGAAGACUCAAAGAACUAAGAAGCCUCGAAAAAUUCAGGCAGAGAAAAGAAAAAGCAGCUCUGGGAGAAAACUUAUUAAGAAUAUGUCAUGAGACUUAUCUCAACAAAUGAAAACUCUAGACCAAACCAACGGCGACAAACUGUUGAAGAAUCAGAAAAAUGAUAGCUCAACAAAAACUAGGUAACUUUAGCAAUGAUCUCUUUAGGAUUACUAAAUUCAGAAGGAGCAUGGACUUCUUAGACACACAAUCUGAUAAUUUUGACACUAAUUCAAAGCAAAGUGAUGUAAUGGAAACAGUCUCCUCAAGACAUAAAGAUAGAAAAGAGAAAUUAUUACAGAGAAACCGUUCAAAUUGAGCACUUUUAAUGUCAGCUGAGAAGAAAUUUGUAUUUGACGGCUGUAUAGACUUAAAGAUAAUCUCUAAUCGUAACCAUGAUACCCUUGAAGACUUAAAGAGAUGUCCUGCUGCGUUCUAUUAUAACCCACAAUCUCCGAAAGAUGUUG